Molecule: messenger RNA, 1204 nt
Organism: Strongylocentrotus purpuratus (purple sea urchin)
Lineage: Eukaryota; Metazoa; Echinodermata; Echinoidea; Camarodonta; Strongylocentrotidae
Product: branched-chain-amino-acid aminotransferase-like protein 2
Exons: 2
Coding region: 152-970 (272 amino acids)
Source: RefSeq, a predicted model, not a curated record
GUACCCCUAUACCAACGCCCUCUUUCUACCCCUUCUUUAUCCCUCCCUCUCUUUUCUUGAUCAUUUUCUUUAUUUUCUUUUACAGAUUAACGAACAAGAACACGUAGUACUUGAUUGUAAAGUUGUGAAGGGAGACAGAGCAAACCAAGCCAUGGCAACCUCAUCGAACCCAGCUCGUAUCAUGUUGUGGAGCACGCCGCGAUCGGUGUCGACUGCGUUCGCGAGAUCAAUGACGGCUCGAGGAGACACCGAAAUGUUUUGGGAACCGUAUCUGGCUUGCUACUCAUUCGGUCCAGAUAGGGAGAUUCACUGGGGGGAUGACUUGCCUAAUAUGCUGAAUGACAAGUACACAUACAGUUACAUCAAGGAACUUCUGAACGCUGACUAUCCUGGAGCAAAAGUUCUUUUUGUCAAAGGUAUGGUAGAAGGCAUCCGAGGUCAUUUUGACGUCGUCGAGCGCACUUACAAGCAUUCAUUCCUCAUCCGCCAUCCUAAGAAGUCAUUCCGUUCUCUUGCUCGCUUAGAAAGCGAUCUCAAUCCUUUAACGUCCGACUUCAAUCUCCGCACGUUCAAGGAAAUCUAUCACGAUUUAGAGAGGUUCUAUCAUCACGUCGAGACGGAAUUCGGUCAGUCAGCGCCUACGAUCAUUGACGCAGAUGACCUUGUGACGCAACCGGAGAAGAUCUUGCCGAAAUACUGCGAAGCUAUGGGUAUCGACUUCAAACCUAAGAUGCUAAAUUGGGAGAGCGUCAACGCCGAUCAACUGAACUGGCACUGUACAGACGUAGGGGAUAUCGCCAAUUCGUCUGUGAAAGAUAGCAUUGUCCUAUCAAAUGCCCUAAAAGGCAGUGGGUUUGGCAAAGCUCCAGAUCCGACCAAAGAAUCUUCGUCUACGGCGUUGGUUAAACAGUGCGCAGAGCAUGCAUUACCCGCCUAUGAAAGAUUGUAUGCUCUGCGUAUUCGACCAUAAUCAUCAACACUUACAAUACGAGUUUUACACGAGGCGUCGAUCAGCGCUGCGUCAGAGAGUGGUGCGGCCUUUGACACGUCAUGUUUGUGUGAUGGGGUGUACAAAGUGAAUGUAAAAUGAGCACACUAAACAUUGCGUUGAAUUACAGUCGCAUGCGUUAGUUAAUUGCCUGCAUAGGGUUGAUUGGAGUUGGUAAUAGGGACUUUAAGAUUUGCACGACGGAGAACGUGGACU